UAACACGUAGAAAAUCCGUGUUCGAGAAUAAGAUUACCAGGGCGCGAAGAUGGGGGUGAAUAAUGCUUCUGUUCUGAGCUAGCGUGGGGUUGUGACAGGGAGGGACACGUUUCUGAGUGUCUUGUGUCUAGUCGUAGGGCACCGGGUAGUUACUGAAUGUCUUAGACGACGAAGUAAUCGCUUAACGUCAUGGCUAAAUAAGUCAACAAGUGUCUGUGUCUCUGCGCCGGGUAAAUGAUGGUAUCAGGAUUCACAAUAUCCGGAUAUGUCCUUCAUAUUUGAUUGGAUUUACAGUGGUUUCAGUAGUGUAUUGCAGUUUCUAGGACUGUACAAGAAAUCUGGCAAGCUGGUGUUUCUUGGACUGGACAAUGCAGGCAAAACAACACUACUGCACAUGCUCAAAGAUGACAGACUGGGACAGCACGUGCCCACUUUGCAUCCAACCUCCGAAGAGCUGACGAUUGCUGGCAUGACUUUCACCACCUUUGACCUUGGUGGCCACGCACAAGCUCGAAGAGUCUGGAAAAACUACCUCCCCGCCAUCAACGGCAUCGUCUUCCUCGUGGAUUGUGCAGACUACCCGAGAUUGGCGGAGUCCAAAACAGAACUUGAUGCACUAAUGACAGAUGAAACUAUCGCCAAUGUGCCCAUUUUGAUCUUGGGAAAUAAGAUUGACAGACCAGAGGCCAUCAGUGAGGAGAAGCUGCGUGAACUUUUUGGGCUGUAUGGUCAGACUACAGGCAAGGGCAACGUGCCGCUGAAGGAGCUGAACACGAGGCCACUGGAAGUGUUCAUGUGCAGCGUGCUGAAGAGGCAGGGCUACGGCGAGGGAUUCCGCUGGCUCUCUCAGUACAUCGACUAGCCCCUCCCCUGGUCGUCCCCACGCUCAGUGGCUGUCCCAGUACAUCGACUAGCCCCCCCAGUUGCCACCAUACUCAGUCUCAUGUUUGGUUAGACUGUCUGCCUCUGCUACCAGAACAUUAUAACUUAAACCCAAAGGACUUUUUAUUGAUUGAACUCUUGGUUAAAUGACUUUUGAGAGGAAAUAAGAUGGCAUUGGCAUCCACCCUGCAGAAAGGUGUAGACUAAGCAGUUGAUAUCUUCCAUUCCCCUGGCAUUUUUUCUCCCCACUGAGUCUUAUUGAUGUGGGGAGACGAUUGCAACAUAGCUGUUGCUCCCCAGCAAUGAUUUUUAGUCGUGGCAUCUCAUCCCCAACAGAUUUUGAACUGCAAGAAAAAAAAGACAGCUGUAUGUAUGUCAAUGCACUUUUUUAACAGGAAGAUUUGCAAACAUGUGACUGGUAUUUCAUCUUUUUUUUUAAAAAAAAAAAAAAAAAAACUUUGUUUCAAUAAACUUAGAAAAUUGUGGCCAUGUAUACCUCUGUUACUUUGAAAUGUAUGUCUUUUUUUAUUU
Messenger RNA from Scleropages formosus (Asian bonytongue), 1413 nucleotides. It is a transcript of the gene sar1b, whose product is annotated as secretion associated, Ras related GTPase 1B. The transcript is spliced from 7 exons. Gene Ontology annotation, biological process: intracellular protein transport. NCBI's taxonomy places the organism in Eukaryota, Metazoa, Chordata, Actinopteri, Osteoglossiformes, Osteoglossidae. Gene Ontology annotation, molecular function: GTPase activity; GTP binding. Bases 266 to 862 code for a protein of 198 amino acids. The record is from RefSeq and is a predicted model, not a curated record.